Vitis riparia (riverbank grape) is the source of this 3769-nucleotide messenger RNA. RefSeq lists its product as uncharacterized. The transcript is spliced from 3 exons. Gene Ontology annotation, molecular function: chromatin binding. The record is from RefSeq and is a predicted model, not a curated record. Lineage: Eukaryota; Viridiplantae; Streptophyta; Magnoliopsida; Vitales; Vitaceae. Gene Ontology annotation, biological process: response to ionizing radiation; mitotic G2 DNA damage checkpoint signaling; regulation of DNA-templated DNA replication initiation. Bases 438 to 3494 code for a protein of 1018 amino acids. Gene Ontology annotation, cellular component: nucleus.
CGCCAAUCAAACAGCAUUCAAAGUUCCAUCUCGAGCUCUGGCACUCUCAUAUCCAUCCAAACGACCUUUGGCAUCCAUCUCUGACGGCGCACGUUAGCCUGCUCCAUCUGGAGAACAUUCAUCUCCCUCUGUUCGAUCUUCGAGAUUGAAGAUUCUAUCUCAGACUCUCAGCUGAUCUGCAACAUCCAUCUCCCUGGCGCACGUUAGGCUGCUCCAUCCGCAGUCAACGCCUCCUUCUCUCUCUGUUCUUUCGACGGCACUGGCAUUAACAUCAUUCCGACUAUCUUCACAGAAUUCAUCCAGUCGGCGCACGUUAGUCUUUUCCAUCUACAGUCAACACCUCCGUGUUCCAUCCAGAGUCCGAUCGCGAAAUUCAGCAACUGUGAGGGCGCACGUCUUCCCCGGCGCGCCUUAGCCCAGUCCCUCUGCAGAACGAUAUGGCAGAAGCCCUAGAUUUCUCACAAACGCAGCGCAUAGUCCUCCUUAUAGACCUGAACCCUCUACUCCAACUCCAAAACCCUAGCCCCUACCUCUACACAAUCCUCACCUCUGCCCAAACCCUACUCUCCUUUUCCUCGCUUUCAUCCUCUCUCUUCACCUUCAAGCUCUUCUUCUCCUCUCUUUCACCUUUUCUCUCCUCCUCUAAGCUCCAUCGCCUCCUGGGUAAAUCCGCCGCGGCCUUCUCCUUCGACCACCCGCCUGAAACCCUUGUUUCCCUUUCCAAAACAUUGGAAUCUCUCUCUUCGGCUUGUGAAUUAUCAGAUUCGGCUCCAUCACGGGCUUCUCAUAUUGCUGAAUCUAUGAUUCAGCUUGUGCAUGAUUAUUCGUGGGAGCAGCAGGUUCAUGAUAUUCUAGGUAAGCCGAACCAUGAUCAUGAUCGUUUCCCUGUUGUUAGGUCGAAUUUGAUUGUUUUGUUUUCACCAAUUUAUAGAUCUUUGAAAUGGGUAUCUGAGUUUGUGAGUGUGGAAGUGGAGGAUGAAUUAUUAACCAAUGUAGAUGCAUUCUCUAGGAAAUUUUGUGGAUUUUUUGAUAGUGCGAAUGAUGCAUUUGUUAGUAGAGAUAUUCAUUUCACUUGGGUUGAUGUUAGGCACAGAUUAGCAUGUGGUGAAGGAAAGGGUGAGACUAAUGAAUCCAAUGAACCUGAGUUGGAUAUAGGGUUUUUUAAGCAUGGGAUCAAGAACUUGGGCUGGGGCUUUUCUUCAACUGAUACAAUUAUUCUGGGUUCUGCUCUUGUUCCUUUUGGGUUAAUUUAUCCAAGGAUUGGGAUUUCGACUAGUCCUUUCAAUUGUAGUAAUUUUUGUAAGGUAAUUCAUGGACAAUUGACUCUUGAGAUCUCAGAUGUAAGUGGGAAACCUUUGGAAUGGAAAUGUUGUGACCUUGAUUUGAUCAAUUUGAAGAUGUUACCUAGGCAUAGAUGCGAGAAUGUUUUGCAUACAUCAGAACCUACAUAUUUACAAAGUAUAGGUUGUGAUGAAGGAAAAACAUUUGGGGGGCAUUUUAGUGAAGGAAUAACAAAAAUCCAUGUUAAGGCAGUGCAGAAAUAUGAUGAAUGUGUGAAAAUUGCGGGAUGCUUGUCUGACCCCAUUCUAGUGCGUGGAUUCUCUGGGGAAUCAUGGAAAGAUAAAAAGGAAAGUUCAGGUGAUUUUUUUGCAGAUAGGGUUCUUGAAAUUCUAGCAACUGAAACAGGAGAGUUGAUGCAGAGAAAAUGUGAACCCUUCUGGCAAAUACUUCUGAGUUUUCUCUUUAAGGAGGGCUACUGGGCCUUGGUGUCUCUAUCGAAUGGCAAUGGGGAUUCAUGCAUGGGAAUUCUCAAGCCUUUUACUGUUCAUUCGGGUCUACUUUCUACUAUAGAUAAUGAAUUCUACCCUCAAAACAUGGUAGAUGGUUUCUGUGGACCAAAGGUGGCCCAGUUUGUUACACAGAGAAGCCGUGAAGUUUGUAAACAUAGUGAUGAUAUGAAUGCAUCAAAUGGGAUUAUUGACUCUCAAAGUGGGCAUUUUUCAUCUCAGGAAUCCGGGGCUCCAGGAAGUGGCAAACAAAAAAUGAAUAAAAAGCAUUCCCAUUUGCAUCAGCCCCUUGCAUGGAGCUCCUUCUGCAAGGCGGCCUUUGAGCACAAUGAGAUGGAAAUAGGAGAGAUUUACUUUGCCAAGGAAGGUAAGAACACAAAGAAGUUGAAAUUUCUUAAAUGCUGGAUGAAACAGAUUAAGAAAUCAAGUUGUAGCAUAAUCAUACCAGAUGGGUCCCAGCUACAUCAGGAUAUUCCAAAAGAAACCCAAGAGCGGCUGACAGUGUUGCACCAAGAAAGCGAACAGCCAAUCUCUCUAUCUGUAUCAGCUCAAGAGGAUGUUUUGACUGGGGCUUCUAGAAUACAGGAUGAAGCUGCUCUUGAUUUUUGCUCAGAAACUUCAGAAGCUUUUUUCAGCGUUCUUUCAGGAAAGAUACAGGAGGGAAUUGAAUCUGAAGGGGUGGACUUGGGGGCUUUGGCAGAGCGACUUGUGAGCUCGUCUAUCCACUGGUUACAUCAGAAGUUUGAAAUGGAAACAUCAGAGAGUCAAAAUGCUGAGCAAAAAGUAGAUGAUCCUUAUGGUAGUAAAGCUGUUGUUGAACUAAUUAAACUUCUAGUAAAGGAGCCUAAGGAUUUGGCAGCAAAGCACAAAAACAAUGAUCCACCUUGUGAAUCAUCUGAUCCAAGAUCAACCAGAUUGACUUCAGAAAAAAUAGUUAGAGAAUAUCAGUUGCAGAUUUUGUUUAGAAUGGAGAUACUUUGCUCAGGAGUCACACAGAGUAUUGAAGAGUCUACAAAACAAAAGUUUGUGAAGCAAAUUUGCUUGCUUUUAGAGACUAUCCAGUGCCAUAUGGAGGGAGGCUUUUUCGGUGAUUGGAGCCUUGAUAAUUAUGUGGGAAAGAUCAUAAAAAGCAGGUAUUCUCACACUCUUGGAGAUAUAGUCCAUAAAAUUUAUACUCGAAUGGACUUGUUGCUGUUUGGUGAUGAGGAUGAAUCCCCCGAUCCCUUACUCAACAGUGAGGACAGCAACCAAUCCUGGAGAGAUAAACCAGAUAGAGACGAGAUAGGUGACAGUGAAAGAGCAAACGAACUCAUCUCUGCAGAAAAUGAGUCAUCUCAACCACUAGAAGACGACAAUGGCAUCCCUACAGGGAAUAAGGGAGAGGAGCAUGCCCGCAGGUUGAUUGAAGCUCGUGAGAGGAGAGAGAGGGCUCGAAGAUUUGCAUCUUUCACAAGCUGGGUGCCAGAUUUGCAGAGAGUUUGGGCCCCCAAGCAACCAAAUGCAAUGAAACCUAAGUCAGACUCCUAUAGGAAGCUAUCAAAAAGGAAGGACCGUCGUAGGGCAAGCUAUGACAUGGUAUGUGAGACCCCAAUGUCCUCAAAGAAACGGUCACUCCCAAGAAGAAGCAGUAGUGAUGACAACGACCCCCAAGAUCAUGGGACUCACUCCAGCUCAGUCUCAAAAGCUUUGUUUCAGGAUGACCGGUGACAAUCAUUGCUUGAGGCAGCCCCAUUAAUGGCUGCUUGCACAUAGUUUUUCAUGAAGAUGAUACAUACAGGCUUAUAAGUUAUAACAACUAGCUUUCAGGUACAUGCUUGCAUGGAAGUUAACCUGGACCAGGAUUAGAUCAUGAAGGUUAUCAGAUUUGUACACUUUGUCACUUCUCUGAUUUAGCUAAUGUCUGUAAAAUGAUUUCAAUGUUUAAUGGCUUUUUUAAUUAAAGGCCAUUUAAAUUAUAUAUACAUUAUUCAAAAUCUUCAAAA